Molecule: messenger RNA, 4811 nt
Organism: Scylla paramamosain (green mud crab)
Lineage: Eukaryota; Metazoa; Arthropoda; Malacostraca; Decapoda; Portunidae
Product: transcription factor GATA-4-like
Exons: 8
Coding region: 1559-2725 (388 amino acids)
Biological process (GO): positive regulation of transcription by RNA polymerase II; negative regulation of transcription by RNA polymerase II
Molecular function (GO): DNA-binding transcription factor activity, RNA polymerase II-specific; RNA polymerase II cis-regulatory region sequence-specific DNA binding; zinc ion binding
Source: RefSeq, a predicted model, not a curated record
GAACUGGUGGCGGUGAUUAGUCAUUCCCUGUGUGAGUGUGUGUGUCUGUGUGAGUGACUGUGUGCCUCCUCUCUCAGCCCGGGGAAGGGGGAGCGCCGCAGCACUUCAAAGACAUAAUACAGCGCUCACGAUCCUUCAAAUCAGUCUUCCCUUCCCCCUAAAACGCCAGUAGACAUCAAUUAGCUUUCCCAUUAGUCACUCAAGUCAUUCAUCAACUCGCAGACUCCCAACACGCGCGCUGAUUGGCUCCCAUGACCCUUGGCUCCUCCUCUUGGGCGGAGACUCAGCCACUCAUCGCACCGGAGGAGAAUAUUUACGAGCUGAGCAGCCAAUCAGCGUCAAGACUGAGCGGCUGGGGAGUGCGGGGCGUCGCCGGUGUGGCUGCAGGGGGCGGGGUGAGGCGGGUAAUCAGUUUGUAACGUGGAUAAGGAGCAAUUUGGCCACAGUUCCUUUUGAGUGGUUAUCAGGAGGCGAGGCUGGGAGCAGUGCUGGCUGGCGAGUGUUGUGCCGAGUACCGCCCUGCCUUGGCUUCCCGACGCCCGGGGUUCUGCCUGGACUCAUCACCUCACAAACCCGACCACAGCUUUCCGACCGCCCUACACCCUUCCAACCUUCUCCCUGCCGCCGUGUGGGAGAUCGCGGCGCUGCAGGCUCUUCCCACGACCUGUCCAGCUUGCCUUCACCUCUUCGCCGCCGCCGUCGCCGCCACCGUCGCUGCAAACUCCGCGGAGUGACGGUCGGCUGAGUGCUCGUGCCCCCCCACCCCACACCCAGCCUUUCCCUCCCUCGUCGCUCCAUCUCGGUCGUUAACGGAGCUUCAGCCUAAUAAGCUCCUGACGAGGCUCCCCACACACGCCCUCCAGUAUCCCGAAGCACCAGCAGCGGCAGCAACACUCUAAGCAGCUACCGAACCCCGCCCCUCUCUUCUCCGCCUCCUCUAGUAGCCAGUUAGAGGAGACAGGAAAGAGAUACAAAGCCAGAACACUCGCAAGCACCAGCCAUCGCCUACCAGAGUGCCGUGUUUGUUGUGUUUUCUCGUGUUUGUGUUCCCCAGCACGUGCCUUCGUCAGUGCCCCGCGUGCCGUCCCCUCGUGCCUUCAGUGAGUGAGUGGCUUCCUCCGUGCCUUACGCGCCCUGAUUCCGAGCCGCGGUGAUUGAUUUUUUUAGGUGUCUGGUGAGGUCGUGACUUCAGGAAAGCUGCUGGUGGGUGUUGUAUCUUCGCCACCUUCAGUUCUCCCUACAGGCAUCCCCGCGUGCCUUCGCUCUUAGUGUGUUCGUGUCCGUGUGAGUAUCGCCGUCCGUGAACUACAUGCGCGUGGACGGACACUGAAAAUUUAACUUGCACCUUAGUUACUGUCCGUACGUCUCCUGUGUGUACGUAAUACCAGCGGCGUGCGUGUCCGUGCGCGCGUAUGUGUGUGUGUACCCCGGUGACUCCCUCCCUGCAGCAGUAAGCCGGGAGGAGCUGCAGGCGGCGGUGGAGGAGGAGGGGGCGCCCACAGUGCAGGUUGGCGAGCGGCGCGGGCCCCAGGCAGUCGUCGGGGUGGAGUUCCCGGCAAUGUUUCCCCCGGGGAGCGCGGGCGGGUACGGCCAGGAGGGCGGCCAGAACCUGCUCACGCCCUCCAUGUAUUCCUCCCACGCCCACACCCACAUGCUGCCCUACAACUCCUAUUCCACGCAGCUAGUACAGCCAUCCACGCCCUCCCCAUCCAUGUGGCAGUCCCCCGCCCACACCGCCCUCGCGCCCACAGCACCGCCCACCGAACAGACCUUCUCCUCGCCCCUAGGCUUCAACUGCGGGCGUGAUGGGUACCUCCAGGGCGCGGGCGGGCAGAGUCUCCAGGCGCCCAUCAGCCACUACCAGGCCUACGCCCAGAUGAACCAUGGCAUGUGGCGCCACUACGACAUGGGCCUUCAGGGCAUCGCAAAUUACCCCGGCAGCGAGUUCUGUUCGGAAAGCCGCGAGUGUGUGAACUGCGGCGCCGUGCAAACCCCGCUGUGGAGGAGAGAUGCUACCGGCCACUACUUGUGCAACGCGUGCGGCCUCUACACCAAGAUGAACGGGAUCAACAGACCUCUUAUCAAGCAUUCCAGGAGGCUGGUUAGUGUGGAGGACGGCUUCUCCUUCCAAACAUCAGCGAGGAGAAUGGGCCUCAUGUGCUCCAACUGCGGCACCACCACCACCACCCUCUGGCGGCGGAACAACGAAGGGGAGCCAGUAUGCAACGCCUGUGGCCUGUACUACAAGCUGCACGGCGUGAACCGUCCGCUGCAGAUGCGUAAAGACUCCAUCCAAAGCCGCAAGAGGAAACCCAAGAACAAGAAGACGGAGGAAGGCACCGAGGACAAGGAGAAGGAGAAGAAGGCUCCGGAGGACAAACCCACGAAGGAGGGAGAGCGGCGCCCAUCCGAUCCCGCCACGCCCGUCGUCACCAAGCCCCCGCCGCCGCAACAACCGCAGCAGCAACCACAGCAGCAGCCCCCGCCGCAGCCGCCCCAAGGCCAGGGCCAGCAGAGCCAGGCCGCGGCUCUCCCCAGCACCAGCAGCCAGCCCAGCGUGAAGGUGAAACAGGAGAACCACUCGUCCUUCACGCCGUUGCCCACAUCACCCACCGGCCUCGUCACCUCGCCCAUCCCGCCCACCCUCAACUGUACCACCACUAACGGCAUGUUCGGCCCCUACACCUCGGGCUCCACAAACUUCGCCAAGCUCAUGAUAAGCUAGAGGCGAAGGCUGCACGUGUAUCCCCAACCUUCCCCCCUCCCCCCGCCGGACACGCUCCUCAGCACGCUUUUCUUUUGUUUUGUGUACCAAAUUAUGUGUGUAGUGAGUGCCGUCGCCGCCGCCGCCAACGUUCCGUCGCCGCCACGCUACUCCCCCCGCGGCGUGACGAGCAAGAGUCCAGAAUGAGGUGACGUGGCGCGGCUUCUCGCAGUGUGACGUAGUGUGACGGGAAGAUAUUGCAAAUAUAAAACUAAUAUUUCAAAACUCCUCCGUCGUGAUCCAACGCCCGAUGUGUCCCUUGCGGAUGACUGUGACAUCGCCUGGGUGUGGAGGAGCGGCUUGCGCGGAGGAGUGGGCGGAGAAAGCCCGCCUCCCAUUCAUCAUGCUUCCUCCACGCUGCAGAAAAGCGGAGUUCUGGAGACACGUGGGUGUUGAUUAUGGAGGAGAGAGAGAGAGAGAGAGAGAGAGAGAGAGAGAGAGAGAGAGAGAGAGAGAGAGAAGAGAGAGAGAGAGAGAGAGAGAGAGAGAGAGGAGGGCUGGAUGCGCUAGCCAUUCCUUCAUACAACGAAACAUCAGGUAGACCUUCCACUGGUCCUCCCGUGUGUGUGUGUGUGUGUGUGUGUGUGUGUGUGUGCAUGGCCGCCACGCCCCUGCCUGAGUGGCGUGGGCAGUGCGGGCGGGCAGCGGUCCCUCUCUCCCGCUGCCCCGCCACGCUCUCUCACUUCGCGUACUCUUAAGAUUAUGCGACAGACAAAGGAACUAAUGGAUGUUCAAACUGCAUUUCCUUUUUUCUUAAAUAAUCAAACGUUGCUCGUAGAUAUUAAUAUUAUAUUCAUACGUUGUCCGUCUGCCAAGUUUUAUUUAUUUUCUCUCUAAUAAAUAAAUAAAUAAAAAUAGAUAUAUGUUAACUUUAAAAAAAGAAGAAACUUUCUGUUGGAGGAAAGUUUCGUUACAUAUUCAUUGCUUGAGACAUUGUACAGGACGACUCGUGGACUACCUUGUUCCUAACGUGAGGCUUCGUCGCGCUUUCCCUUCAGCUGAUCCUCUUUUGUACACUAAUCCUGUUCCAGUCUGACGCGGGGAGUCAGCUUGUGCCAGCGUCCCCCUUCCCCGCAGCCCCGCGCCUGUACAUAGCCCCGCCCCUCCCCCUCCCCAUGGUGUAGGUGAAGCUUCUAUGAGUGAGGCGUGUGACCAGCCGUCAGGUGCGCGCAUUGGCCAGCUGAAGCGUGGAGUCAGCACCGCGUCAGCACAAGUCAGCGACACUCAGCGACGGUGGUGUUGUCAUUGGAUGUAACCUUCCACGUGUCACGGCCCUACUGACCCCUCUUAUGAUGACUUAUGUGCCCGACGGGUGAUGUAACCAUUUAGAUUUGUAAGGUUCAGGCUGACACUGCGCUGCACUCUCGCGUCAAUCGGCGCUGAAUGUUUCGCCGACAACGGACACGAGCAAAGGAAGGCAAAGAUUUUUUUUUUCUCAUACUUUUCUUACGUGUGGUUAGGUUAAAUGGAGAGAAUGCUAAAGGGAUUCUUACGUAGGUCUCUCUCUUCAAUACUUUCCUGGGACGCGGUCAGGUCAUAAAAGAAAUCAAGAAUAUAAAGAGAGUCGGUUCUUAAUCUUAUUGCACGGUCUUACUUUUGAACAAGUUUGGAAAGACUACCGUAUUGGGUUCUCUUCCUCGUACUAUUUCCUUUAGACGCUGGUAUGGAAAGUAAAAAGAAAACGGGAUGCUUUUCUUCGUACACUUUCCUUCACUCUCAAGUACCGCAUGCAAGUUGCGUGUUUCCAGCGCCGCAGCGAGCCAGUGUUACCAGAUGAGAUUGUUUGUGUGUUGUGCGACAGCCGUCCAAGCAUGUCGUGUGUGUGUGUGCGUGUGUGUGUGUGUGUGUGUGUAAAAUACGUGUUUGUCCAGCCUCUUGGCCAGCUUAUAGUGUAACUCUCAGUGAUUUGAUUAUUAUAGACUUACGAAUGACUGUAUAAUUGCUGUAUAUUGAUUAACCCCCAAAACCGUCUUUUUUCUGUCCCGUCCCGCGCGGCUGCACGUUUCAGUCGCUCUGUGGAGGACCAAAUAAAUCUUGUUCAGGGCUA